AGGAAUUGCGAUGACAUCACCACAAAGUAAGACGAAUAACUAGAAAAAGAAUUAAAUACUACGGAGUACAAGCAAGCUAGAGGUAAGUCGUCACAAACUAAAACUAAGCAGCAUGAAAUUGGAAAUAUAGACCAAAAUUCGAUCCAGAGAAGGACCCAAGCCAAGUGGUUAAGAGUCCCAUGCUACCAAAUAAGCAGAGAACUACGUAUUUCCCACCAGACAUGAACAACCAGCCGGACAAAGGUGUCAUGUUCAAUUUCCCCUUUUCUCUGUAUGAUCAUACAUCAUGGCAAGGCAAUCCAGAGACGAGCGCCAUUAUUGAUUAGAUAAAUAGAGUUCUGGCCUGUUUCUGCUGUCCACUAUCGAUCAGCAAGAAUGUUAGCAAGAAUCCUUACUGAUGUCUGUCACAUUCUUUGUCGCCAAUAUGUCUCCAGUCCCAACCGGGAACUACGUAGUUAACUCCCUCUUGUAACAUAAAACUAAGCCGUGAACAUUCGAUUGGGAAAUCAAAUCGCGAUGGAGGGCGAUCAGCUGAGCAGCUCCCUGGCCGGUCACCACCACAGCAUCGACAUUGACAUCGCAGCGGAGGCGAAACCAUUGGACGCCGUCGACGGCGAGGCCGGGCGGAAGUGGCUGCGCAAGCUCACGUCGGCGACGGUGAACAAGGCCGUGAUGAGGGACCUCAUCGCGCGGACGCCCAUGUUGUGGUACCUCGCCGAGCGCUCGGGCACCAUCCUCCGCCCGCGCACCCGGCGCGUCGCGGGCGCCGAGGCGCUCCACGCGGUGCGCGCCGUGGCCAUCGGGCCGUUCCACCGCGGCGACCGGGGCCUCCCCUUCCCCGACGACGCCAAGCUCCCGUUCAUGCGGUACCUGCAGGAGCAGUGCGGGCUCGACGUCGACGCCUACGUGGCGGCGCUGUCGGGAGAGCGCGACCGCCUCCGCGACGAGUUCGCCGACGACGACGCGGACGCGGGGGUGGACAAGGCGCUGCUGGACGACGAGGAGAAUUUCCUGCAGAUGCUGCUCCUGGACAGCUGCUUCGUCCUCGUCGUGAGCAUGAUGCUCAGCAAGGCCGGCGUCGGCGAGGACGCAGACAGCGCGGCGCGGGCGGCGUCCAUCAACAGGGAGUACUUCAUUCUCUACAUGGCCGUGGCGCAGCACGCCGAGCAGAUCAAGCUCGACAUGCUAGUGCUCGAGAACCAGGUCCCCUUCGCCGCCGUCAAGCUGCUGGUCGCCUCCUGCGGCAGGCUGAAGCUCCGCCACUCCGUCGAGGAGGUGGUGCUCGGCUGCUUCGACGACAUCUGCCCAAAGCGGGCGUGCCUCGCCCGCGACGCGGCGGGCGCGGAGUUCCACCACGUCCUGCACCUCUUCCACUGGUCCCGCGUGCCGGUUAACAAGUACUGCAUCCUCUCCACGCCGCUGAAGCUCCUCAAGAUCAAGAAGGAGUCGGAGCGGCUGUUCCCCUGCUCCGUGGAGCUGCGGCACUCGGCGGUGUGGUUCCGGCAGGCGGCGGCGUCGACCUGCCAAGGCGAUCUCGACAUGUCGUUCUGGAGCCGGCCGGCGAGCCCCGUGGCGGUGAUGAGCAUCCCGUGCUUCCACGUCCACGAGUACAGCGCGGCGGUGCUGUACAACAUGCUGGCCUUCGAGAUGCGCUUCCACUGGGCGCACGGCGCCUGCGUGACGACGCACGUGGCCCGGAUGGAGGGACUCGUGCGGUGCCCGCAGGACGCGACGUUUCUGCGCCGGCGAGGCGUCCUUUCCUCCACGCGGCUGACGGACGCGGAGCUCGUCUACUUCUUUCGGGAGCUCGGGGCGCAGACAGUCGGCGCGAGGCUGCCGGAUGAGUUCGGCGAGAUGGUCAACGCGGUGGCGCGCCACCGGAGUCGGCGGGUGAGCUGGUGGUGCGGCGGGUUCGUGCUGCACUUCUUCCCGUCGCCGUGGGUGGCCAUCUCGCUUCUCGCGGCGGCCGCAAUUUUCGUCGUGCCGUCCAUGCUGCAGACGGUGUAUACCAUGCUCGGCUAUAUCAAAAGUACUAGUUGAAAGAUUCAGAAAUGGCCCCCAAGAGAGCUUUGUUGGUUCAGAAUUUGGCAAUGGAGCUUUCAAUGUAUUGAUUGGAUGCAUAGAAAAAAGGUGUGUUUAGUUGGAUUC
Molecule: messenger RNA, 2148 nt
Organism: Hordeum vulgare subsp. vulgare (domesticated barley)
Lineage: Eukaryota; Viridiplantae; Streptophyta; Magnoliopsida; Poales; Poaceae
Exons: 1
Coding region: 517-2040 (507 amino acids)
Source: RefSeq, a predicted model, not a curated record